AUGGAAAAGUGGGAAAAUAAAGUUGUUUUAGUGACGGGAGCUUCGCAAGGAUUGGGGAAAUGUAUCGCUCAGACUUUGGCUAAUAACGGAAUGAUUGUUGUGGCCUGUGCUAGAAGCAUGGAUAAAUUACAGGAGUUGGUUAAGAAUUGUAAACACAAACCUGGCGAGGGUGGUUAUAUAGACGUGGUAAGAUGCGAUAUGUCCAAGGUGGAUGACAUUCUCAAACUGUUUAAGUACAUAGAGCAAAAGUACAAAACACUGCACGCAUGUGUCAAUAAUGCUGGAUUAGGUGCCCCCGACUAUUUCCUGCCUACCCAAAGCAACGGGAAAUAUGAUGGAGAGAGUGAAGAGAAGGAAAAGGGCAAGAUAUACGAAGGCUGGAAACAUCUCUUAGAGGUUAACGUUUUGGGUCUAGCCAUUUGCUCUAAGGAGGCAAUAAAUUUGAUGGCCAAAUCAGGCGUAAAGGAUGGACUGAUAGUUAACGUGAGUAGCAUAGUAGGACAGCAGGUCUAUUUGAUAAAAUUCGAUGAUAAGUCAAGCUUUUACAGUCAUAUGUAUAUAGCCUCUAAACACGCCGUUACAGCUCUCACUCAAUGCUUGAGACUAGAGGUACAGCAACAUCCCUACGCCAACGCUACACGAAUAGUGACCCUCUACCCCGGCGUUGUAAAAACCGAAUUUAUAGAUAAUACCCAUAAUGAAGGCAAAAGUUUCUACGAAAAAUAUAGUUUCUUAACUCCGGAGGAUGUAUGCGACGCGAUGUUGGCCGCGUUUAGAUGCAAUAAUACUGUGCAAAUAGAUGGGAUAACGAUAAACCCGGUCCGCACUCCUGGAAAAUCAUUUUAA
Molecule: messenger RNA, 846 nt
Organism: Gordionus sp. m RMFG-2023
Lineage: Eukaryota; Metazoa; Nematomorpha; Gordioida; Chordodea; Parachordodidae
Product: dehydrogenase/reductase SDR family member 11-like
Exons: 3
Coding region: 1-846 (281 amino acids)
Source: RefSeq, a predicted model, not a curated record